Messenger RNA from Entamoeba nuttalli P19, 1179 nucleotides. Its product is annotated as peptidase dimerization domain containing protein. The coding region runs from base 1 to 1179 and encodes 392 amino acids. Gene Ontology annotation, molecular function: hydrolase activity. The record is from RefSeq and is a predicted model, not a curated record. NCBI's taxonomy places the organism in Eukaryota, Evosea, Mastigamoebida, Endamoebidae. The transcript has a single exon.
AUGAAUAUUGAUAUUGAUAUUAAAUUUCUUAAAACAGUAUUAAGAAGACUAAUUGAAUGUGACACACAAAGUUUCAAUAAAGAUGAUUUUGAAAUAAUUAAAUUAUUAAAAGAAAUUUGUGAAGGGAUUGGGAUGAUUGUUGAAACUAUACCCACAAAGAAUAAUCCAAAUAAAAUAAAUUUUAUAGCUUAUUGGACGAAGCAACCACAUAAAAUCAUUUUUAGCUCACACUUUGAUACAGUCCCUGUUGGAGAUUUGAAAGAGUGGAAAUAUCCACCCCUUAAAGCAACAGAAGAGAUAGAAUUAAAAACAGGGAAUGUCUAUGUUUAUGGAAGAGGAUCAGCUGAUAUGAAAAGUGGAUUAGCUAGUCAAUUAUGUAUCUUAAAAUAUCUUCAAGAUAUGCAAAUGAAGAUUAGAGAUUCAAUUCUAUUAAUUGUUUCAAGUGAAGAAGAGGAUGGUACUUUAGGUGCUAAGGAUCUUGUUAAACAAUGUCCAGAAUUGUUUACAUCAAUUGAAUUAAUUAUUGUUGAUGAACCAACGAACUUAGAUAUUGGAAUAAGUGAAAAAGGUGAAUUAAGGUUAAAGGUAGAGUGUCAUGGAAUUUCUGCACAUGCAAGUUCUCCAAGUCUUGGUUUGAAUGCAAUUGAAGGAAUAUAUUCUCUCAUACAAUGGAUUAAAAAAGAUUUACCCUUAUCACCUGAUGAUACAAACCAAACGACAUUUAAUAUUGGAACAAUUAAAGGUGGAAAUGCACCAAAUGUUGUUGCUGAUUAUUGUGUUACAGAGAUUGAUAUUAGAACUUCUUCAUAUAUUUCAGUAGAGGAUAUUAUGAAUCAUAUUAAAACAAUUAUUGCUUCUAUUGAAUCUACAACACGGUUUAAAUUUGUUCUUUAUGAAGAAAGUAAAGAAUUACCAGUUACAACUGAUAUCAAUAAUAAGUAUGUUAAAUUAUUAACAAAAUGCAUUUAUAAAGAAAUGCCUAAAAGUUCAAUCAAAAGAAUGGCAUAUGCAACUGAUGCUGCUGCGUUUGCCCACACUCAAAACAAACCACAAGUCAUAAUCUUUGGACCAGGCAACGAAGCAGUUAUUCAUAAACCAAAUGAAUAUGUUAUAUUUCAAUUUGUAGAAAUUGCAACAAAAGCGUUAGUCUCAUUUCUUUCUGAAAUGAAUGAAGAAUAA